This is a messenger RNA of Scleropages formosus (Asian bonytongue), 6626 nucleotides long. RefSeq lists its product as uncharacterized. Bases 578 to 3985 code for a protein of 1135 amino acids. NCBI's taxonomy places the organism in Eukaryota, Metazoa, Chordata, Actinopteri, Osteoglossiformes, Osteoglossidae. Gene Ontology annotation, biological process: Rac protein signal transduction. The record is from RefSeq and is a predicted model, not a curated record. Gene Ontology annotation, molecular function: CCR4-NOT complex binding. The transcript has 13 exons.
UAUUUUUUUAUUUAUUAAUUUUUUUGUAAUUUUUAUUUCUUCUAGCUGUUGAUCAGUGUUGACUUCUCCUAAAUCAUUUUUUUUUUUUUCCACUUACUGCUUUCCAAAGUUUCAUAUUUUUUAUAUUUCUAUUGCUCUGUGAAUAGGUUUAUUUAUACAAAGGAGAAGCUUUUCUCCCGUUAUUAGAGGAAGAAGUCGGGGCCUUCAAAGGUUUUCCUUCAUUGGGGCUGUUGUGCCUCUCUGUCACACAGCAGAUGUGGCGAUGUGUGUGUCUCUUGGUUCUGCAUAGCUGCUGACCCCACCAGAGGCUGUGUACCUUCUGCCCCACCACCUUCCAUCGUGCCGCUGUUCAUGACCGAUCGCUGCAGGACCGCAUCUGACAGGCAGACACUCUCGGGCCCUUUCUCUCCCUUGCACUGCUCCGCUACGGGGGUUGGUUGCCAUGGCCCUCAUGCAGACCGCCUAACUUGCGCACAUCUGUGGUUGUGGCGGCGGGGCUGUCGCUACAGCGCAGGAGUGAGUGGAAAGCUUACACGAAAGCAGGCAGGUCGGAGGCUGCUCGGCCCUGCAGCCCCCUAUGUACUGCUGCAGUGCCCAGGACGGUAAAAUGGACUACAAGCGCCGCUUUUUGCUUGGCGGGUCCAAGCAGAAGGUGCAGCAGCACCAGCAGUACCAGAUGCCGGAGAUAGGACGAGCCCUCUGCGCACCGGUUUGCUCAACCCCUGCCCCUAUUGGGUCAUCAGGUGGCUGCGGACAUGCCCCCUCUUCCCCUUCUGGCGGGAUGAGCACUGCCAGCGCCGUGGCGGACAUCCAGCAGGGCAUCUCCAAGUACCUGGAUGCCCUGAACGUGUUCUGCCGUGCCAGCGCCUUCCUUAUGGAGCUUUUCAGCGGCGUGUUCCGCAGCUCGCACUACUCCAAAGCAGCUAUGCAACUGAAGGACGUGCAGGAACACGUCACGGAGGCAGCCAGCCGGCUCACGGCCGCCAUAAAGCCUGAGAUUGCCAAGAUGCUGAUGGAGCUGAGCACAGGCGCCGCCAGCUUCAGGGAGCAGAGCGACUUCAGCCUUCAGGAUGUCGAGGUGCUGGGCCGCUGCUUCCUGACAGUGAUGCAGGUGCAUUUCCAGUUCCUAUCGCAGGCACUGCAGAAGGUGCAGCCAGUGGCGCAGUCAUGUUUGGCUGAGGCGCUGGCGCAGGCACAGGAGUGCUGCACUGGAGGGGUAGGAGCGGCGGGGAGGCCACAAGGCUGCGUUCCUGGAGCGCUCAGCGAGCUGGAGGAGGCCAUUCGGUCCUGGAAGGGUGCUGCUGAGGCCACAGCGCGGCUCCGGGAGAGGGGACGUGACAGCUGCCUGGCGGGCCUCCAGGUGCAGCAGCUCUUCUGCUCGCACAGUCCUACCAUCCCGGAGCAUCAGCUGAAGGAGCUCAAUGUGAAGAUCGACCACGCCUUGCAGGCCUACAAAGUGGCGCUGGAGAGCCUGGGCCACAGCGAGUAUGCCCUGAAAGCUGGUUUCCACCUCAGUCCCAAGGCUGCUGAAGAUGCGCUGCUGGGAUGCUGCAGCGAGGCUGAGGCCCAGCAAGCUGGCCAUAUGCAGACCCCUACACAGCCUGUCCAGUGUGAGCUUCCCACCAUCCCACUGCAGAUCGGUUCCCACUUCCUCAAGGGUGUCUCCUUCAAUGAGUCAGCUGCUGACAACCUGAAGCUUAAAACGCAUGCCAUGCUCCAGCUUCUCAAAGAGGCUGUGGGGCAGAAUGGCCAGGUACCACGCGACAGCGACUACCCUGUCACCGAAAUCCUCAACCAAGUGUGUCCCUCGAGCUGGAGGGGAGCCUGCAAGACUGCCGUGCAGUUGCUGUUCGGUCAGGCAGGGCUGGUCGUGGUGGACACGGCACAAGUUGAAAACAAGGAGGCCUACGCACCACACAUUGCCUUGGAAGGAGCCAAGGUGGUGGUUCAGGUCCCCUCGACAUGGUGUCUAAAGGAAGACCCUGCAACCAUGUCCCUGCUUCAGCGCAGCUUGGACCCAGAGAAGACUCUGGGCCAGGUGGAUGUCCUUUACACAGCUGUCUUUGACCUCAACAGGUGGAAGGACUGCAGAGAGCAGGCCCUGCCUGCCAUCCAGGUACAACUACUGCGGGAGACCUCUGACCUCCCACAUGGGAGUGGCUCCAAGUCCUCCAGCGGGCUGCCUAAGACCAUCUCCAAGAUCACCUCCAAGCUCACCAAGAAGGUCUCCUCUAGCGGUGGUGGUGGAAGUGCUGGCUACUCCAUCCCCAGCACUCCUUCCCGUUGUCUUUUUCCUGGCAGCAGCUCUGAGGACAAGCCUAAGCCUGCAGGGUUGCAAGAUGGGCGCCUGCCCGCUCUCCUCCAGUCUGGGAACCUGCCUGCCAGCCCUGACCCUGGCGGGCCCCAGCUGUCCAAUGGCUGUUCGACUGACGACAAGGGUAUGAACCUGCCCACAGACCAGGAGAUGCAGGAUGUUAUUGACUUUCUCUCAGGGUUCAACAUGGGCAAGUCCCAGCAGGCUUCACCCCUGGUUCAGAGAAGGACCUCUGUAGCAUCUGCUGGUGUACCCGAGCUGAGGGCUUCAGCAGGGCCUCCUCCUUCCUCCCAAACCCCAUCCCAUGGAGGGCUGCAGCCAUCCCCCCAGAGCCUGUCCCAGCAACAGCAAAGCCAUCAGACCCAACAACCAUCCCAUCCAGCUCAACCUCAGACCCAACAAACAUCUCAUGCUACCCAACAACAAAUCCACCAGACGCAGCAACCAUCCCAUCUUGCUCAACAACAAAGCCACCAGACCCAGCAACCAUCCCAUCUUGCUCAACAACAAAGCCACCAGACCCAGCAACCAUCCCACCCUGCUCAACAACAAAGCCACCAGACCCAGCAGCAGCAGUCCUCCCAACCAGCACUACAGUACUACCAGCACCUCCUGCAGCCCCUUGGUCAGCACCAGCAGCCUUUGCCCCAGCCUCUUCAGCAGCAGCGGGUGCCCUCCAAGUGGCUGGGCAGCCCUGGGCAACAUCCCCCACAGGUGCCUCCAGCUGGACUCUCCCCGCUGGGGCCUGUGGGCCAGUGGAGUGCGCAGGGACUUCCAGAUCUCAGCUCUGACCUUUACAGCCUGGGUCUGGUGAGCAGCUACAUGGACAGUGUCAUGUCUGAGAUGCUGGGUCAGAAAGCCCAGGGCCCUCGGAACAACACGUGGCCCAACAGAGAUCAGACCGAGGGGGCCUUUGGCAUGCUGGGGGACACCCUUCCAUUCGACCCAGCAGUGGGUUCUGACCCUGAGUUUGCCCGCUACGUGGCCGGGGUCAAUCAGGCCAUGCAGCAGAAACGGCAGGCGCAGCAUCUGCGUCGCCCCAGCAAUGCCCGCAGCAACUGGCCAAUGGCGGACGAGCCUCACAGGACCUGGCCCCAUCCGGAUUACUAUGCUGAAGGGGAUGCAAUGAGCUGCAGUUGGUCCACCAACCAGGGAGACUCGGCCAGCUCCAGUGACGAGACAUCCUCUGCCAACGGGGAUAGCCUCUUCUCCAUGUUCUCAGGACCUGACCUGGUAGCUGCAGUGAAACAGAGAAGAAAGCAUAGCUGUGGCGAGCCAGAGGUGUGCACUCUCCCGUCGCCCCCUACCCAUCACUGCGGCAACGACAGCAAUCAGGACAGCAAGACAAAGACGUGGCCGCCAAAGGCCCCCUGGCAGCACUCCGCCCCUCACAUGAAUACGCUGCCCAAUCCAAGCUCUUCCUUAUUCCAGAUGAGCAUCCCCUCUAGCCAGUGGAGCGACACGAUGCAGUUGCUGCAGUCGCAGGUGUGGUGCUCUGCAGGUGACGGCCCCUCCCCCGCAGGACUCUCCCCUGUCUUCCCAUUCGCCCAGCAGCAGCAACAGCAGCCGCCGCCACCUGCCUCAGUCUCCCAGCGCAAACCUGUCAGUAAGGGCUUCAAAUCCUUCCCGCUCAAGCAUGAGCACCGGCCCUCCUACCAGCCCCAGUUCUAAGAGCCGUACCGUGGUAAUGGUGUACUCUGUAUACCGUGUCAGUCCGGCCGACUGUCACUGGAAGGAGUGUACAUAGGCCUGUUAGACACUCAUAGUGUUGUUGCUUUCUUCUAUAAAGCUGAUGGCUCUAACCAUUUUUUUGUCAUUUGCAUAUUUUUAAAUCUAAAUCCUGGUUAAGUUUAUAGGAUGCCUGUUGUUUAUAUGCAUUUUUAAUACGCUGCUUUGUGCACAGUGAAUGAGAAACGCGUGUGGUCCUUCCAUUCCAUGGAGCUGCUCCGGCCCCCCCCCGGAGCCACCGGCAGGCACACACUGUGCAGCAGAGCACUGCAGCACCACCCUGCGGUGGGGGAGUCGGCAGGGUGGGGAGCCUUAUCUGCACCUCUGGCUGUACCGUGUCCCAGAAGCCGAAACUGCCAAAUGUCCAGUUGUAACGUGCGAGAUGAAACAGAGUAGAGCACUCACAGUUCCACAACCUACUGGUAAAAUAGCUCUAAAUCCCGCUCCUCUCUGUGUGUGUGUGUGUGUGUGUGUGUGUGUGUGUGUGUGUGUGCAUGCGCAAAUACUGUGUGUGUGUGUAUAUAUAUUAUAUAAAUUUUUCCUGCAGUUGGUGGACCAACUGCAGCUUAUAUAUAAAAAAAACACAUCUCUGAAAAUUUGUACACGUGAAAUAUUUUCAUAAUUUACUGGAAGUAGAUAUCUGGUGUGAAAAGGUGAACAUUUGGUCUGAUUCGACAUUUAUCACAGACCCUUUGUUUAUAAUACCUGCAUCCCAUAAAUCAUGUAGGGAACAUGAUUUAUGUUUAUAGAUUUUGUGUAUUAAAGUGUGCACACUGUAUCUCUCUAUAUAUAGUGUGUGUGUGUGUGUGUGUGUGUGUGUGUGUGUGUAGUAUGCACACACCCAUGACGAUAAGUCAAAAAGCAUCUGCAAUAAUAUUUCUAAAAAUCUCAAACAAUGACAUUUUUAUGGAUACUUUUUUGACUUACUCUUGCGUUUGUGCAUGCGUGCACGCACGUGUGUGUGUGUGUGUGUGUGUGUGUGUGUGUGUGUGUGUGUGUGUGUGUGUAUAUAUAUAUAUAUUAGUGUACACACAGAUCUUUUCUCUAAAGAGGUGUUGAGCAGGCUCAGCAGAAGUUUACACACAGGGCUGUCAUUUGGAAGACGUACACUACUUUUUUCCAGCAACUGACUCUGAGGAAAAUAGCCGUUACUAUGCGCUAUGUUAAUAUUUAUGGCACUUGUGGAAUAUUAGUUUUCAACCAAAGCGUUGUUCAGAACAUGAAUGGUGCUUCAGAAUGAACGGAGCGGAGACAUGAAUCACCGUUAAUAAACUGUAGCUAACUACCCAGUUAUAGCAGCUUUGAAAAAAUUCUCAUAUGGUCAAAAUAUUUGCUUUUUGUUCUGGAUUUUGUCUGGUUGUUUCUGGAUGGCAACUCAGCAUAUAAUUAUUCAUUUAAAGACAAUAUUUUUCCUGUAAAAAAAAAUAUUGGCAGUAUUAAUCUUAUUUUUGUAUUUUACUAAAUCUUAUACCAUCACUGUAUAUGUUUGUUUGUAUAAUAUAGUCAUAUUGAGUAACAGGUUACUUUUCAGCCCUCCUCAGUAAGAGAAGAGCACGUUUUCUCUGCUACAAGGUAAACACGGCGUUUCCACGGUUACCAAAACACCAUCAUAAGUACUACAGUAAGUGAAGUGGUUUUGAGCCCAGUUUGUUUUUUUUUUUUUUUUUUUUCUUCUAGUUUGUAUUGCGAUGGGCGAUAUUUGGAAGCCCAGAAUGUCAGCUUUUUUUUUGUGCGGUUUGCAGAUGCCAACGUUGCCUGUACUUCCGAUAACCUUUUCAGAAGACUAACACACUUACCAUGUUUACAGAGAGUAGUUUGCUGUAAAUAGAUCUUUUUGUAGUUUGGUGCAUUGCACAAUCAAAUGUAGGGAUUAUUACAUUUGUCUCUUAACAUCCUGAGAUGUUUAAAAAAAAAAAGUACGUGCAAAGACCACAAACUGUAACGAGAGCCUUUCUCAGCUGUGUUCCGAUUCCCCGCUGUUACCCAGUGACGUGUCACCCCUGACAGUACACAUAUGAAGGGGUACCUGCUUCAUGUAUGUUGCUCAUUCUCUUCAACUGGUGACUAAAUCGUUCCUCUUGUACGUUAACACACUAGCAAUUUGGGGUGGUCGUGACCUUCCUGCGAGGAUACUUUCUUUUCUUAUACUUUAUUAAGGGACAUUUUUAAAUCAUCCAGACCAAUCACUUGGGGAAAGGGGGGUCUUUGCACAGUGUAAAGGUUAUUACGAUUGAAUAGGUGUAAUAUUUUGUGGUACGGCCUUCCUAGAGUAAAUAUUCACCACCACCUCUUCGAUAUGAAGUCCACUUGAAUUAUGCUCAGAGGGGAAAAAUGUAUGAAACCCACUUGGAAAUGUCAAUAUUUAUGUCAAGGGUGCCUCAUUUGCAUGAGGAGGACGGAGAUGCAGAUCAUUGUUUUCACCUAUGUAACGCUUCCAUUUCCAGUGUUGCUGAGAAGCUGUUAGAAUGUUCUUCCCCUUAUGUGUGCUUGGUCUGAGAGGUGUUUCCAAAAAUGUUCCUUUUCUCAACAACCAGAUGUUUUUCCUACAUCUGUAGUUUACUUCCUCUAGGUUUACCUUUUCCAU